Molecule: messenger RNA, 783 nt
Organism: Penicillium olsonii
Lineage: Eukaryota; Fungi; Ascomycota; Eurotiomycetes; Eurotiales; Aspergillaceae
Source: the annotation of a GenBank genome assembly
AUGUCCGAGUCAGCGAGCGCAAAUGCCCCGAAGCCAAGCAGCAGUGUUAAGCUUGUGCUGCUGGGUGAGGCCGCAGUAGGCAAGUCUUCACUUGUCCUUCGCUUCGUCAACAAUGAUUUCCAGGAGAACAAGGAACCAACCAUCGGCGCUGCCUUCCUGACGCAGAAAUGCUCCCUCCCCACGCGCACCAUCAAGUUCGAGAUCUGGGAUACCGCCGGCCAGGAGCGAUUCGCGUCCCUCGCCCCGAUGUACUACCGCAAUGCGCAAGCCGCCCUGGUCGUCUACGAUGUCACAAAACCAUCAUCGCUCACCAAGGCCAAGCACUGGGUCGCUGAGCUGCAGCGUCAAGCUAGCCCUGGGAUUGUGAUUGCCCUCGUCGGUAACAAGCUGGACUUGACCAAUGACGGCGGCGAGGCUUCCGAGGUGGCUGCCGAAACAGAUGGUGCCGACUCAGCUGCACAGGAGGAGCAAGGUACCGGCGAAGAGGACGAAGCGCAGGAUGCUGUCUCUGGCGACGCCCGCAAGGUCUCAACCCGGGAAGCUACUAGCUAUUCCGAGGAAGAGGGUCUGUUGUUCUUCGAGACCAGUGCUAAGACCGGCACCAAUGUCGUUGAGGUCUUCACCGCUAUUGCUAAUGCCAUCCCGGAGAGUAGUCUGAAGACCGGUCGCGGUACUGGCGCUGGUACUGGACAGACCUCGCUCGGCGCGCGGUCGACAGAGGACUCGAGGGUCAACCUGGGGGAUCGUAACGCUGCGACGGCCAAGGAAGGCUGCGCUUGCUAA